This is a messenger RNA of Phoenix dactylifera (date palm), 1077 nucleotides long. NCBI's taxonomy places the organism in Eukaryota, Viridiplantae, Streptophyta, Magnoliopsida, Arecales, Arecaceae. The record is from RefSeq and is a predicted model, not a curated record.
AUGGGUUGUCAGUCCAGCAAGCCCGACCAAGCGAUCGUUGUAAGCUCGAUCGACGCUAUCAGAGCAGUUCGACUUGAUGAUACGUACCCGCUCGUGGAGGAGCUCCGAUCCCUUGGCGUCGCUUCCGGCCUCCACCCGGUCUCCCAGGCCGUCUCCGGCGCACCUGAGCUCAAGGAGGCAAUCUCGAAGAACCCCGGCCUCCAAUCCUUUGUAAAUGACCACCUCAACGUUGUCAUCACGACGCUGAGGUCUCUCGCCAGGGUCAGAGGCCUUCUCGACAAGUCCCGCGGAAUUUCAUCUUCUGUCGGCGCGGCUCUCGAAGGCUUCGAGAAGGAGAAUGCCGAAAGAAGGAAUGACAAGAAGGAGAAGAAGAAGAAGAAUAAGAAGAAGAAGACGAAGAUCACCAACAAGUGCUCGGAGGUGGUGGAAAAGUUGAAGGGGUCGAGGGCGUUGGGCGACCCGUUCGCGGGCCUAAACACCGAUGAGCUACGGCCGGCUUGCGAAUGGCAGCGGUCGCUGCUGGACGCGCUGCGUCGAAGGCAUCGCGAGCUCGAGAAGAGGCUGAGAUCGGUCAAGAAGUGGAGGAAGGCUUGGAAUGUCAUCUACACGGCAGGGUUCGUGGCGGUCUUAGCCUGCUCGGUGGUGCUCGCGGCUGUGGCGUCACCGGCUGCCGCCGUCACAGGAGCCACGGCAUGUGCCACUGCCAUGAAGGCUGUCGAGCCGUGGAUCAACUCGGUGUGCGACGAGCGCGAGGGCUCGUUGCAGGGGGAGAAGGAUGUUAUAGCGACGAUGCGAAGAAAGGGUGGGUUUGCAGUGCAUGACUUGGAGAACGUAAGGUCGAUUGUUGAGAAGUUAAAGAUUGACAUCGAUGCGAUGUUGGAUCGUGUUGACUUUGCAAUCAGCAAGGCGGAGGAUGGGGAGGAGAUGGCGGUCAAGAUUGGGAAUGAGGAUAUUAUGGCAAAGAAGGGGGACGUUGAUAAAGGUGUUGAUACUUUGAAGGAGAAGUUGGAUUCGUCUGAGCGUGAGAUUAUGAGGGCGGCAGCUGAGUUCUUGGAGACCAUAAUGAAGGACAUCUAG